AUGGCAGAUGGCGAGCAGAAAAGUCUGCAAGGCUACCUGCAAAUCCAAGAUGUCAUCUAUCUGGCUGUAGUUGGCCCUUUGAUGCUCGCCGCUGUCUUUGAAUGGGUUCUUUGGCUAGCUGCCUUUCUUUACUGUUUGGUCAAAGUCUAUGUCAAAGCGGACCAUUGGAGUAUCAAAGUGCUUGCUGCUCUGAUGAUUGUGCUUUUCACAUUGUUUCGAUUGGCAUUUCUCCCCGUGAUGGCUGUGACGCUGCCUCUUCCCUCUUCCAUCUCUCGACACAUCCCGAGCCACAUGGCAACAAUCUUUCAAUGGUUUGCGUUUUGGACAUUCUCUAUCCUGCUCACCGGGCCUUGGCUCUUCUGUGUGUAUGGCCUGGUUACGAAUCACAUGGGAAGAAAGAAACGAAUCAAACAGGUCUUGGACGAUCAAACUGCCCCCAAGACGGUCGUUGUCAUGCCAGUCUACAAGGAAGAUCCCGAGACACUUAUCAAGGCCGUCAAUUCUGUAGUGGAGAGUGACUAUCCCGCGUCGUGUAUUCAUGUCUUUCUCUCCUGGGAUGGUGAUGCAAUCGAUGAAUCGUACCUUCGCGUGAUACACCACCUCGGAAUUCCAGUCUCACUCAAGUGCUACCCUCAGAGCAUUGAUGUCGUGUACAAGGCCGUACGCAUCACUGUGUCACGCUUCAAACAUGGAGGAAAGCGACAUUGUCAAAAGCAGACCUUCAGACUAAUCGACAGAGUCUAUGUGGAGUAUCUGAAAUUGCACGAUGACCUUUUUGUCCUGUUCAUCGAUUCGGAUUGCAUUCUCGACCAAUACUGCCUGCAGAACUUUAUGUACGACAUGGAACUCAAACCGGGCAGCCCUCGCAACAUGCUGGCAAUGACGGGCAUCAUCACCUCCACCACAACCAAAAACUCUCUCAUCACGGUGCUCCAAGAUAUGGAGUAUAUACAUGGGCAACUGUUCGAACGAUCAGUCGAGUCCGGAUGCGGUGCGGUGACCUGCCUGCCGGGUGCCCUCACCAUUCUUCGCUUUUCGGCCUUCCGGAAGAUGGCCAAAUAUUACUUUGCAGACAAGGCCGAACAGUGUGAUGAUCUUUUCGACUACGGCAAAUGCCACCUCGGUGAGGAUCGCUGGCUCACCCAUCUGUUCAUGAUUGGUGCCAAGAAACCCUAUCAGAUACAGAUGUGCACCGGGGCCUUUUGCAAGACUGAGGCGGUCCAGACUUUCAAGAGCCUGUUGAAACAACGCCGCCGAUGGUUUCUGGGAUUCAUCACGAAUGAAGCGUGCAUGCUUACCGAUAUUCGACUCUGGGUACGAUAUCCCUUGCUGUGUAUAGUGCGAUUCAUGCAAAAUACGAUUCGUACUACUGCCCUCUUAUUCUUUAUCAUUGCCAUCGCUCUCAUCACAACAUCCAAGAAAGUGGAUGAUCUCCCUGUUGGAUUCAUCGGGGUCUCGGUGGGACUGAAUUACCUGCUCAUGUUCUACUUUGGUCUUCAGCUCAAACGCUUCAAGACCUGGUUGUAUCCAAUCAUGUUUGUCAUUAAUCCGUUCUUCAACUGGUUGUAUAUGGUGUAUGGCAUCUUCACGGCCGGGCAGCGGACCUGGGUGAAGGCUCGAGCCCAAGGUGACGAGCUGAAUGUGGACGUCGAUACUUUCCGGGCAGGACUCGUGCGCCAGCGACCAGUUCCAGUGCGACCAUCAGUGAAGGUGGAGGGACGUUUUGCCCCUGCCGAGCAGAUACAUGAUGGCUCGUAUCUGCAUCCUCGAGACCACAUUCCCGCUAUAGUUCAGAUGGAUGGUUCUCUACCUCAGAUUCCUCGAAUUCAUCCCCCGGGUCACUUCCAUUACUCAUCAGAGUCUCUGGUCAGUGGGUCCUCUGACUAUGGCUCCCAUACCGUCUCUCUCCCCCAGCAUGUCGAUAGUCUGAUGAGCGAAGAGGAUCGGCGAAAGUGGUACUACGCUCACCAGGCUACAGGGUCACUGGGCUUGUCGAUCCUAGAAGACCGAUCUGACAGUUGUCUCGUAGACCUGGCUGCACAGCGGCCGGUCCGAAUUGUGAGAGCAGCCACGGAGGCUAGGCCAGGCUUGGUCCAAUUGGGCUCGUCUGAGCCUGCUACUGUCAGUCGGGUCGUCAAGAAGGGCGUAGCGCGUGUUCCUGCAUGA
Penicillium oxalicum is the source of this 2166-nucleotide messenger RNA. It is a transcript of the gene chsD, whose product is annotated as chitin synthase D. Gene Ontology annotation, molecular function: chitin synthase activity. Gene Ontology annotation, cellular component: cell septum; cell periphery. The coding region runs from base 1 to 2166 and encodes 721 amino acids. The record is from RefSeq and is a predicted model, not a curated record. The transcript has 4 exons. Lineage: Eukaryota; Fungi; Ascomycota; Eurotiomycetes; Eurotiales; Aspergillaceae.